Molecule: messenger RNA, 1697 nt
Organism: Vidua macroura (Pin-tailed whydah)
Lineage: Eukaryota; Metazoa; Chordata; Aves; Passeriformes; Viduidae
Gene: CABCOCO1
Product: ciliary associated calcium binding coiled-coil 1
Exons: 9
Coding region: 1-906 (301 amino acids)
Source: RefSeq, a predicted model, not a curated record
AUGAUUGUGGUGGUGUUUGGAUUACUGUUAGGUUAUGUGAAUUGUCAUUCAUUAGUCUGUAAGGCAACACAGCUGAUUUUAUGCAGCAACGCACAGCACCUCCUUUCCCCUGCCUCUGCUGCUUGGUUUUCUGCUGAAUUCAAUCAAGGAGCUGCCAAUUGCCACCAGGAUGAAGACCGAGAUCAGGAUGAUGUAGGUGGAGAAAAGAUUACUAGUAGGACAUUUCUUUCUCUUUCCCAAAUAACUGCCUUGUCAGAAGAAAAUCUGGAAGGAGUUGAAAAGAAGAUGGAAGAAUUUCUGAAUCUUACACAACUAAAGACAUCUUUGAAAGAAGCUAUUUUACUAGAUUAUUAUACUGCAGGAUUUUGGUGGGCUAAAGAAAUGAACUUCAGUCUUAUCCAGCUGUCAGGAUUCAUGGAUCUAUUAAAUUUCGCCUUGGAGAACCUCAGCAACAAACAUAUGACCUUGGGAGAUAAUUUAAAAGAACUUGAAAGAGCAAUGGCUGAAAUAGGAGAAACUGAGUCAGAAGAAAGAGGUGACCUGAAUUUAUUCAGCAUUGAGCAAGCCAAAGCAAUCAUUGAUUACUUGGUUACCAGCUUAUUUAAACACUAUAAAGCAUAUGAAUACCUCUUCCACGGUCGUAGAGAAGAACCUGUGAUAAGUAAUGAGAAUAAGAUUGAACUUGACCAACCUGCAGUUUCCCCCUCAGAAUCAGAAUCUCAGGGGUCUGACCAGGGGGAUUACCUGCAAGAGCCCUGUCCAGAGGCAGCAUCUUCCAAAGUGGAUGCUGUAGCUGGAGUCACUGCUGAAGAUGAGAAGUCUGCAGUGUGUGAAAUCCCAAAUGAAAUUAUUGGCAACCUUGAGGCAGACGUAAAUGAAAAGCUGCAAAUGCAGGAAGAAGCUUAGACUUGGACAAGAGAAAAACUGAGAAGUCCUAAAUAGCCAGAUAAGAAAGGUGAUGCUGAGUUUUGCAGGAAUUGGUCAGCAGGGGAUGGCACAUACAGAGAGGCUGGCUCACUACCUGAACCAAAUUAUUUUUGUAUAGAGGAUAAUGGUUCUAUUAACAUUUACCUGGAAGUAUUUCAUCCCAGUCCCUCAAAUUUACAUGUUCUGCCAGCAUUGUUGUUUAGUUUAGACUUAAGCUGAAGAUUAUAAACACAAGGACACAUAAUUAAAACAUGUUGAAGUUCAGUUUAUUUCUGAAUACAAAUUCUAACUUUAAAAAAAAAAAAAAGCUGCAGUUUCAUUCUCCCAGAUGUGAAAUACUUAACAGUUUCUGCUUUACACCUAUGAUUUUUUUCAGAAAAUGUUGCUACAAGGAAAAUAUAUAGAGAGAAAACAUUAUUUUGAGGCACUGUAGAUAUAAUAAGGAGAGAAUUUAAUUAACAUGUAAUUACGCACCUUGCACUGUAGCUAUUCAUUAAUAAUAUGUAUUUUGUUUUAAUUUGCUUCCUAAGCUUUAAAAUAAAUUUAAUAGCUUGCACUUCUUUAUUUCCACCAUAUUAAUAUUGCAUAACUGAAGAGUUUGCACUUAAGUAUUCCAAGAAGAGUUUCUUUAGAUUUCAGUGGAUUUUUUUCUGGAAUGCAUGUAUCCUUUCAUCUGAGAAUGUUUCCAUAUUUUGUCAGACAUUAUAGAAAUGUUUCGUGCUCAAAAGGAUUCCAACCAAAUAAAUGACCUCAGAAGAACCGGUUGAACA